Messenger RNA from Desarmillaria tabescens, 1490 nucleotides. RefSeq names its product Alpha/Beta hydrolase protein. Lineage: Eukaryota; Fungi; Basidiomycota; Agaricomycetes; Agaricales; Physalacriaceae. Gene Ontology annotation, molecular function: serine-type carboxypeptidase activity. The record is from RefSeq and is a predicted model, not a curated record. The transcript is spliced from 9 exons. Gene Ontology annotation, biological process: proteolysis. Gene Ontology annotation, cellular component: fungal-type vacuole. Bases 23 to 1396 code for a protein of 457 amino acids.
CAUCUUUCUUCGUCAGUCUCUCAUGUCUACCCUCCUACCUCUACUGCUACUCACUGCCGGACUACUAGUCUCACCGGUCCUUUCCCAAUCACUCUCCUUGACAUCUAACUCUGGCGUUUGCGAAACGACAGAUGGUGUGUCCCAGGUGUCGGGAUACAUAAACAUAUCCGACGAUACCGACGACGCAUUCUGGUUCUGGUUCUUUGAAGCUCGAGACGAUCCAGACACCAAACCUUUGACCCUAUGGCUAAACGGUGGGCCAGGAUGUUCAGCUAUGAUUGGACUAUUCCAAGAAAACGGUCCAUGCACAGUCAACGAUAAAGCGGAGACCGUUUAUAAUCCUUAUAGCUGGAAUAACUUCAGCAACAUGAUCUAUAUUGACCAACCUUUUGGAGCCGGAUUUUCCAGAGGAUCCACUUUGGUUAAUUCGACAGAUGAAGCAGCGGACUUCAUGUGGCAAGCGUUCCAGAUCUUAUUUGAUCAUAACAAAUUCAGCAAGUUCAAGGGCAGAGAAUUUAUCAUUGCAACAGAGUCCUAUGGUGCUCGCUUUGGGCCGGUCUUCACACAAUACUUCCAUUCACAAAAUGCCAAAAUUGAGAGCGGCGAGAUCAAUGGGACUCAAAUAGAAGUUUCAAAAUUGCUCAUCAAUAAUGGUAAACACGAUCCUGUGAUCCAGAUGCGAGCAUCAGUCGAUUAUGCAAGGCAUGCUCCGUCCUAUGGCCGCCUCGUCAAUACCUCCGUCAUAAUGGAUGUGACAACGGCCUACAAUGAAACAUGUCUACCCGCUCUACAAGAUUGUUAUGAUGAUGGCGAUGAUGACACUUGUCAUGAUGCUAUUGUUUCCUGCACUCACGACGUAUUCAAUCCCACGGUUGGAGACAGAGAUCCUAAUGAUUUGCGACAAAAUUCCUCGACCCCUGCAGACGAAGUCGUUCCCUCUACAUUCUACCUCGAUUAUCUUGACGACGACAACGUACUCGAUAUGAUCGGCGCUCAAGGGGCGUACGAUCAAUGCGAUGAUAGUGUCAAGUCCCGCUUUUCUCGCAGUGGAGAAACAGGGCGUUCUUUCCUGUCUAAUCUAGCGGAAAUUGCAAGCGAGAGAAAGGUCAAGCUUCUGAUCUGGGCUGGAGACGCAGAUAUGAAAGCUAACUGGCUGGGUGUUCACGAGUGCAUUGCUUCGAUGGAUUGGCCUGGUCGUUCUGCAUUCAAUGAGACAUCGCUGUCGGCAUUGACUAUCAAUGGCCAGACUGUCGGUCAAUAUAAAACUGUUGCCGACACCAAUUUAACAUUCGUCCGAGUCUAUGAAGCUGGGCAUUCCAUGCCAGCAUAUCAACCUGAGGUUGCACAGACUGUCUUUGCCAGAUUUUUGAAGGGAGACGUCAACGCUGAGGCCUGAGGACUAGAUAAGAUGAACAUGAUGGUGCUUUCUCCCUCUUGGACCAUUUGCAUUAUCUAUAGCAAUUACUUAAGCUACCCAACGAACUCUGUAU